Priapulus caudatus is the source of this 474-nucleotide messenger RNA. RefSeq names its product hematopoietic prostaglandin D synthase-like. Gene Ontology annotation, biological process: glutathione metabolic process. NCBI's taxonomy places the organism in Eukaryota, Metazoa, Priapulida, Priapulimorpha, Priapulimorphida, Priapulidae. The record is from RefSeq and is a predicted model, not a curated record. Gene Ontology annotation, molecular function: glutathione transferase activity. The transcript is spliced from 6 exons. Bases 109 to 474 code for a protein of 121 amino acids.
AGUAUAUAUAGCGCGCUGGAACGCCUGUAUAUGCUUUGCCCACAGCGUAACCACAAGCAAGGAUAGGCGAGUAAAGUGCAGCUGACCAGUUUUGUUUGCUCUACCGAUAUGACUCAGUUCAAGUUAACAUAUUUCAAUGGCAGGGGGCGCCGUGAAACCGCCAGGGUUAUGUUCGCAGCGGCCGACGUAAAAUAUGAAGACCACAGGAUCGAAAUGGCAGAUUGGCCACAGAUAAAGCCAACUACCUCGCAUGGAUACCUUCCGAUAUUGACGGUAGAUGGUAAAUGUCUUCACCAGAGUGGUGCUAUCAACCGAUACCUGGCACCAAAAUUCGGCUUCAUGGGUAGCAACGACUGGGAGGCGGCACUCAUCAAUGAGACGGCCGAAAUUGGAGAUGACCUGUUCCGACCAAUGGCGGAAUCAGUUUUCUCAUCGAACAAAGCCAGAAAGUUGUCACUUGCCGACAUCACUUAG